AGACCAUCAUGCAGACAUCAGAGACCGGGUCGGACACAGGUUCGACAGUGACUUUACAAACAUCUGUGGCUAGUCAAGCAGCAGUGCCUACACAGGUGGUACAGCAAGUACCAGUACAGCAACAGGUACAGCAGGUACAGACUGUGCAGCAGGUACAACAUGUCUAUCCAGCUCAGGUUCAGUAUGUGGAAGGGAGUGACACUGUCUAUACCAAUGGAGCAAUCCGAACAACAACUUAUCCUUACACAGAAACACAGAUGUACAGCCAAAACACUGGAGGGAAUUACUUUGAUACUCAAGGGAGUUCUGCACAGGUGACUACUGUGGUCUCGUCCCACAGCAUGGUGGGUACUGGUGGGAUUCAGAUGGGCGUCACAGGAGGACAGCUGAUCAGCAGCUCCGGAGGAACCUAUCUCAUUGGCAAUUCAAUGGAGAAUUCUGGUCACUCAGUGACACACACAACUCGGGCCUCCCCAGCAACAAUUGAAAUGGCGAUUGAGACGCUGCAAAAGUCUGACGGUCUGUCCACUCACAGAAGCUCUCUUCUCAACAGCCAUCUCCAGUGGCUGUUGGACAAUUACGAGACAGCAGAAGGAGUGAGCCUCCCCAGAAGCACUCUAUACAACCACUACCUUCGACACUGUCAGGAACACAAACUGGACCCAGUCAAUGCUGCCUCUUUUGGAAAACUAAUAAGGUCAAUUUUUAUGGGGCUACGAACCAGGAGAUUGGGCACUAGAGGAAACUCCAAGUACCAUUACUAUGGGAUUCGUGUCAAGCCAGAUUCCCCUCUUAAUCGUCUGCAAGAAGACAUGCAGUAUAUGGCUAUGAGACAACAACCCAUGCAGCAGAAACAAAGGUACAAGCCUAUGCAGAAAGUGGAUGGGGUUGCAGAUGGUUUCACAGGAAGUGGUCAACAGACAGGCACAUCUGUUGAGCAAACUGUAAUUGCCCAAAGCCAACAUCAUCAACAGUUUUUAGAUGCAUCUCGAGCACUUCCAGAGUUUGGAGAAGUUGAAAUCUCUUCUUUGCCAGAUGGUACUACCUUUGAGGAUAUCAAGUCACUGCAGAGUCUUUAUCGAGAGCACUGUGAGGCAAUAUUGGACGUUGUGGUGAAUCUUCAGUUUAGCCUGAUAGAAAAAUUGUGGCAAACAUUCUGGCGCUAUUCUCCCUCGACUCCAGCUGAUGGCACUACCAUUACUGAAUCAAGCAAUCUGAGUGAAAUAGAAAGUCGACUUCCGAAAGCAAAGCUGAUAACUCUGUGCAAACAUGAGUCUAUCCUGAAAUGGAUGUGUAACUGUGACCAUGGGAUGUACCAGGCUCUGGUGGAGAUUCUCAUCCCCGACGUCCUUAGACCUAUUCCUAGUGCCUUGACCCAAGCCAUUCGAAAUUUUGCAAAAAGCCUUGAAGGUUGGCUUUCCAAUGCCAUGAACAAUAUUCCACAGAGAAUGAUACAAACCAAGGUUGCCGCUGUAAGUGCCUUUGCCCAGACUCUGCGAAGAUACACAUCGCUCAAUCACCUGGCCCAGGCAGCUCGUGCAGUGCUUCAGAACACUUCCCAAAUCAACCAGAUGCUCAAUGACCUCAACCGUGUCGACUUUGCCAAUGUCCAGGAGCAGGCUUCCUGGGUGUGCCAGUGUGAUGACAACAUGGUUCAGAGACUAGAAACAGACUUCAAGAUGACUCUUCAGCAGCAGAGUACCCUGGAGCAGUGGGCUGCAUGGCUUGACAACGUGAUGAUGCAAGCACUGAAACCCUAUGAAGGAAGACCCAGUUUUCCUAAAGCUGCCAGGCAAUUUCUGCUAAAAUGGUCUUUCUACAGUUCAAUGGUUAUUCGGGACUUAACCUUGCGCAGUGCUGCCAGCUUUGGCUCUUUCCACCUGAUUCGUCUACUCUAUGAUGAAUAUAUGUUCUACCUAGUGGAACACCGUGUUGCUCAGGCAACUGGAGAGACACCCAUAGCAGUCAUGGGUGAGUUUGGUGAUUUAAAUGCUGUGUCUCCUGGGAAUCUGGAUAAAGAUGAAGGCAGUGAAGUGGAAAGUGAAAUGGAUGAAGAACUGGAUGAUUCUUCAGAGCCUCAAGCCAAAAGAGAGAAAACAGAGCUGAGCCAGGCAUUUCCAGUGGGCUGUAUGCAGCCCGUUCUUGAGAGUGGCGUGCAACCAAGCCUCCUGAAUCCAAUUCACAGUGAGCACAUCGUCACAAGUACUCAGACUAUCAGGCAGUGCAGCGCUACGGGAAAUACCUACACUGCAGUCUAAAGAAUAUUAAAGCGUAUUUUUCCAGCUUACAUUAACCCUGUUGAUAUUGGGCUUAAGUUGAAAAUUUAAUAAGCCUGAAGGUCGACUGUUGUCAAAUUCUAUCUGUGCUGAACAUUACCUUUUUGGAGUUGUGAAAUGGAAUGGGUGUAUGUAUUUUGCCAGGUCUUUUUUUUUUUUAACAUAAACAAAUUAUUUGCCUCUUAAUAAGAUAUUUUCCCCUUAGUUUCAGGUGUCAAG
Otolemur garnettii (small-eared galago) is the source of this 2495-nucleotide messenger RNA. It is a transcript of the gene RFX3, whose product is annotated as regulatory factor X3. The transcript is spliced from 16 exons. Bases 9 to 2258 code for a protein of 749 amino acids. Gene Ontology annotation, molecular function: RNA polymerase II cis-regulatory region sequence-specific DNA binding; DNA-binding transcription factor activity, RNA polymerase II-specific. The record is from RefSeq and is a predicted model, not a curated record. Gene Ontology annotation, cellular component: nucleus. Gene Ontology annotation, biological process: regulation of transcription by RNA polymerase II. Lineage: Eukaryota; Metazoa; Chordata; Mammalia; Primates; Galagidae.